Chelmon rostratus (copperband butterflyfish) is the source of this 4300-nucleotide messenger RNA. RefSeq names its product P2X purinoceptor 5-like. Gene Ontology annotation, cellular component: nuclear inner membrane; plasma membrane. Bases 63 to 1241 code for a protein of 392 amino acids. Gene Ontology annotation, molecular function: purinergic nucleotide receptor activity; extracellularly ATP-gated monoatomic cation channel activity. Gene Ontology annotation, biological process: monoatomic cation transmembrane transport; response to ATP. Lineage: Eukaryota; Metazoa; Chordata; Actinopteri; Chaetodontiformes; Chaetodontidae. The transcript is spliced from 11 exons. The record is from RefSeq and is a predicted model, not a curated record.
GCGCGUGUGGAUGUCAGCGUUCAUGUUGCGCUGACAUCCUGGUCCCCGCAGUCAGCCUCAGGAUGGCCUGGGGCGUCUUCAAAGAGCUCCUCAUCUCCUUUUUAGACUAUAAAACGGAAAAAUUCAUUGUCGUCAAAAAUAAGAAAAUUGGGAUUUUGUACAGACUCAUUCAGUUAGCGAUCAUCGGUUACGUUAUAGGGUGGGUUUUCAUAAUUAAGAAAGGCUACCAGGAAACAGACGAGGCCAUCCAGACUUCUGUCCUAACAAAACUGAAAGGGGUCUCAGUGACUAACACCUCUGAGUCCGGUCCACAGGUAUGGGGACCAGAGGACUAUGUCAUCCCACCACAGGGUGAAGAUGUUCUGUUUGUUGUAACCAAUUUCUUAGAGACACCAAAUCAGAAGCUGGGAUACUGCGCUGAGAGCACCAGAGUGCUGCAUGGCCACUGUCGAGACGACGAGGACUGCGAAGAGGGACAGAUGGUUGUGGCUGGUAACGGAAUGAUGACUGGCCGAUGCUUAAGAAAAGAUGAAGACUCCACCGGUUCCUGUGAAAUCUACGGCUGGUGUCCCGCUGAGAGAGACUACAACCCAGAGGGGCCUAUGCUGACAAACGCUGAAAACUUCACCAUCUACAUCAAGAAUUAUAUCCAAUUUUCCAAAUUCCAGUUUGCAAAGUCCAACGUCCUUGAAACAAAUGAUGACUUCUAUUUGAGGAAAUGCCGAUAUGACGAAGAGCUCCACCCCUACUGCCCCAUCUUCCGCCUGGGAGACAUCACCAGGCGAGCUGGAUACAACUUCCACGACAUGGACACCGUUGGUGGCUCCAUUAGCAUUAUGAUAGAGUGGGACUGUGACCUUGACAAAGUCAACUUUAACUGCAAUCCACAGUAUCGCUUUACUCGCCUGGACACCAGCGACUCCAACAUGACCAUCACGAAGGGGUUCAACUUCAGACACACUCGGUAUUUCAAAAAUGCUGCCGGUGAGACGUACAGAUCUCUAUUCAAAGUCUAUGGUAUCCGAUUUAACAUCAUGGUGCAUGGAAAGGCAGGGAAGUUCAGCAUCAUCCCAGCAACCAUCAAUGUUGCUGCAGGACUGGCUUUGAUGGGUGGUGCAGCUGUCUUAUGUGACGUGAUCCUUCUCUACAUCACGAAGGAAAGAGCCACUCAUCGAGAGAGGAAGUUUGAAACACCUAGAGUCGACAAUGUGGAGAUGUCAGAAAGGUGCAUGAGAACCUGACGUGUUAGUCUCCUCAUGCAGUGAAACAAAUGUUUACUGACAACAUGUUUCAUUUAAUUUCAUUUAAAAUAGUCAGUCCUGCCAUGCGCUAUGCACUCCUUGACUUCGGCUUUAUUCAGCUUGUCGUGGUUUUGUUGAGUCACUGGCAGCACCAGGUUAAGGUUAGGCAAGGAUUAUGCUCUAUUUUAAUUCGGAAAUGUCAGCAGUGACUUGAGACCUAAAAAUUUGGAUUAACACUUAACCGAUCAUGAUCGUUCCAUUACCUGAUCCAAGGUGCUAUUGUGGCCAAAACCUGGCCACAAUCUGAAAACAAAACCCUGAAUUCUGGUGUCACACUCCCGCACUGUGUGUGUCCACCAUCCACACCAACUCCUGGUUGGAAGAAAAUCUUUUUAUUUUAACUCAAAUUCAAAUGAACAUACUUUUAAGGGAAUCCUGAUUCUGCGACUCUUUAUGGUGUUUAUGACGUACAGUGUAAAAGUCAUAAUACUGAUCGCUAAUUGGAUAAAAGGACAUUUUUGUUUGCACAUACUUGGUGCCUCACCUUAAAGAUGAAGCAGGAAUGGUGAGUCUGAUUCACUGACUAUUGCAAGGUUUAUUUUGACCACACUGUGUACUGUAAUGAGCCUAAUGUAUAUACAGUAUUUAAUUUAACCAUCCUUGUUUAGACCAAAAGUCUACACAGUGGCUCUGAGAGGAACACAUCUUGCAGGGACUCUCAUUAAACUCUCGGAGGCCACAGUAUAACGUGCUGGGUUCUGUCGGUCACACUAGCAAAGCGACUCAAGGCACCGCGUUCAUUCUCUGAAUCCACUUAUUCUACUCAGGGUUGUGUUAGGACAAGAGACACAGACAGAUCUAAUACGCAGCAAACCAAACAAAACCCAUGCACUCAUGCAAACGCUACACAGAGAAGUUAGCAUUUUAGCAUUAGCGUUCUCCUUAGCAAAUAUUGUACUGCUUGAUUUCUGAAGACUAAUAAUUACUGUGAAUCGGAUAUACCUCAUACAUGCAUCCUGUAUUAAGUGGCAGCUUUCCUCCAACAAAUUUAUUCCCUCCUAGUGGUCAUUAUGUAAGUUUGUUCAGUCAGUUUACCAAUUAAAGCGUUAUUUAUUAAUUGGUACAGAUGAAAGCUCAAUAAUGUGGUAUACUGUCUGUAUCAUGACUUUAGUGUUUGUUCUGACAGUAGUAGUAAAGAAGAGUUUUGCAGUAGGUUGUAGCACUUGAAGCUGACAUUAGCACUUAGACAUAGACAUACAUAUCACAUAGCCUCGGGCUGUCUCCACAUGUGGCAGCACUGCUGUGUGACAGCUUGGGUUAAAUCUUUUCUUUAGCAUGACUCCAACAGUGAAGUGGUCACGAGCUGAGCUCUCGAGUGCAGCUAAGAGCAAUUUUGUUUUUUUGCUUUCCUGGAAAUGAACAGCGAACAAGUAAGACGCGGUCUUUGUGAAAUAUCUCCUCGGGGGAAGAGGAGGGAAUGUCACUAAAUAAACAUCUAUCUGUUAUCCCCUCAGCACUGUUACCUUCCUUUAUUUAUUUUUUAGCUUUGGUACGACCACGCCAUAGAAAUGGUAGGAAAGAUACAUUAUCUCUGGCUGUACUGUAACAGCUACGAAGAGUCCUGCUGUGCUGCAUCCUCUUGCUGAACACAGCUUGGUAACAUUUGGGGUAACAUGGCCAUGUACAUGUUUCUGUAAAGAUUUGUUGUUGAAUUUUUUUGGGGGGUGUGUUUUCCAAUGACUCACAGUUGCAGCUGCUUGGUGGGUGCUGAUCACCCUCACAACAACUUUGACAACAAUAAAAGCAGAGAUAGAACAAAAGGCAGCUUGUAGGGCAGUAAAAACAAGUCAACAUAAAACUCUGCAGUGUGUUUUAUAAUGUUAAAUAUUUAGGAUUUGUUGUUAAUCUACUAAAAUAUGCAAAUAACAGAUCACAGCCACAGUCUCCACCCGGAUGUUUCUGUUUCUUCACAAAUAUAUAACUCCUGUUUGACUUACUUGAACUGAGAAAAAUAUUUUUUUUGCACUUCCUGGUUGUUGCCUGCAGAUGUCACUAAAAGACAACUUGAUGCUGUAGUCACAUGCAGAAACAUUUCACAGUGGAGAGUCUGUUCAGGCAGUUUAACAGCAGGCACUUUUACAUGAAAGCCUCACUUAUAAUCACCAGAAGGGCUCUUGGGCAUAUGAAAUAUAUAAACAUGUAUAUAAAGUGAGAGUAUGCUCCAUCUGACUCUUCAUAAAUGCACAAAAUAUUAGAUUUUUUUUGUUGAGGAAAUGCACUGAUGAGGUCAAUCACCUUUUUAUCGUUCUUGUUAAACUUACAGUAUCAGGGAUUUAAACAAGAGGAGCACUGAUCAAACUCUUAUGUUCUAUAUUUUACAGCAGCCCAAAGUACAUUAUUAUUUCAAGUAAUAUGAAAGAGGUUAGAGGGCAGAUUUAAUAAAAAUAAUAAUAACAAUAUGCUUAUUGCGUUAGCUUGUAGCUCAAAUUACCGCUGUCCCUAUAGCCACUGUAGACCGUUUGCCUUGUUUGUUAGAGAAUGCAGGGUUUCUUUUGGUCAUGAACCCAGCUUCAAGAUUAUAACAAAACAAUGAAGUGCUGUUGUCUGUUGUUGGAGGGAUGUUAUCUCACUGGCUGGUCGCGUCAGGAUAAAAUUAGACCUCAAGUGUUUCGGCAGAGCCAAAGAAUGGAAAUGUACGGGCUGAAAUCGAAGAUGUGUUAUAUCAUUUGAUACAAGAUGACAUAGGCUAAAUAUACACAAUCCUGCUCAGAACUCAGGAAUAAAGCUAAUCUCCAUGUCCCAAUGUCUCCAAUGUCUCUAAUGUCUCCAAUGUCUCCAAUGUCUCUAAUGUCCCCAAUGUCCAUGUUUUAAUGUGUGUGUUUAAAUGUUUGGGGAAAAGCUGUAGCUCAUCAUUUAUUACAAUGUGUAUUUGUUUUUUAAUGAGUGAAUUCAUUUGCUAUUAAGCCAAGCUUUGCAAGACAUGAGGCAUUGCUCAGCGCUCACUUUUGCUUUUGCUGUUUAAUCACAGUUGUAUGAAACAAUAAAUGAUUUAAAUCUUA